Molecule: messenger RNA, 2240 nt
Organism: Bombus huntii
Lineage: Eukaryota; Metazoa; Arthropoda; Insecta; Hymenoptera; Apidae
Product: glutaryl-CoA dehydrogenase, mitochondrial
Exons: 7
Coding region: 866-2164 (432 amino acids)
Biological process (GO): fatty acid beta-oxidation using acyl-CoA dehydrogenase; fatty-acyl-CoA biosynthetic process
Cellular component (GO): mitochondrial inner membrane
Molecular function (GO): flavin adenine dinucleotide binding; fatty-acyl-CoA binding; glutaryl-CoA dehydrogenase activity
Source: RefSeq, a predicted model, not a curated record
GAUAAAGUUUUGCAUUCACAAAUCAUCGAAGUGCCUUUUAAAUCAAUCAGCAACAAUCAGCAUAAAACAUUCCACGAAACAAAUCGCUUCUCUUAACGUACGUUCGUUCGUUUUCCAACCUGGAAUCGUUUCUCAUGUUUCCACUUCGUGAUCGCAGUUUUAAUCGUUUACGGUGUAGAAUUGUCAGUAGCGCGAUUCUCGUUAAUAUUUGAUCAUUAGAUCUAUAUAUCUAUUGUUAUAAAGUUUUAUAAAUAAAAUAUACUCUAUGAAGAACACCUGUUGGAAGUCAAUCAAUCAAUCAACAAUCAAAUCAAUUGUUUAGCCAUUUCAGAACCGAAUUUCUUUUUAAUCUGUGCGAGAAAUUGUUCGUUGUCGAUUAUAAAUAAUAAAAUCAUAUUUUUUCAAAACUUUAAAAUUCGUAUUGAGAAAUUUUCACGGUUACGUCAAUUUUAAAUUUAAAUUUCCCGCCAAACAGCGGUGGCCAUUCUUGCUAAUCAUAUUAUCAAGAUUACAAAUCAGCUUGUUAUUGUUAUUUUAUAUUAGUAAACAACGUUUCGAUAAAAAAUUUAACAGAACGAACAAAAGCGAAGGAUGUAUGUGAUUAAUUUGGUAUCUGGUAUCUUUAAGGUCGAGUUAAUCUCAGAGAUAAGGUUAUUAGUUCAAGCUACUCCGCUGAGGUCAACAAGUUAGUUUUCUCUGAGUCGACUAGGAAUAUGGCAGGCUUCGCGCGAAGCUUUUUAUUUUUAUCAAGAUGCUGUCGAUUUUCUGGUGCAACUCCUUCGAGACGUAUCCUUCGUUUAUUUUAUGCAAGUACAAUUACGCCUGUGACAGUGAGGGAAGAUAAUUAUCUACAAUUUUAUCUUCAAUGGAAAUGUUCUAUUCAUUAUCACAUAUAUCGUUUGUGUUACUUACUGUUAUUAUUCUUAAUAAACGAUUCAACUUACCAGAAAUUUCAGUGUCGUUUGCAGUCAAAGGAAAGCCCACUUUCAAUUGGGAAGAUCCAUUCGAUCUCGAAUCUCAGCUCACGCAAGAUGAGAUUCUGGUGAGAGAUCAGUUUCGAUCUUAUUGCCGUGAGAAACUUUUGCCCCGUGUACUCGAGGCAAAUCGCAAGGAAAUCUUUCACAAAGAGAUCAUAAGGGAAAUGGGUGAAUUGGGCGCACUGGGCUGUACUAUGAAAGGGUACGGCGCGGCUGGCGUUUCCUCCGUAGCCUAUGGUCUCCUAACAAAGGAAGUCGAGGCUGUGGAUAGCGGAUAUAGAUCUGCUCUGUCGGUACAAUCUUCUUUGGUUGCUGGCGCUAUUUAUGAGCAUGGGGAUGAGGCGCAGAAGCAACGGUUUUUGCCAAAAUUGGUGUCUGGUGAAUUCAUCGGUUGUUUCGGGUUAACCGAACCCAAUCAUGGAAGCGAUCCAGGCUCCAUGGAGACCAAGGCAACUUAUGAUUCCGAUAGGAAGGUCUACAAACUUAAUGGAAGUAAAACAUGGAUUACAAACUCUCCGAUCGCCGAUAUACUAAUCAUCUGGGCCAAAUGCGAGGAUGGUGUCAUUAGGGGGUUCAUCGUGGAGAGGAAGGGCAACGAGAAGGGCCGACUGUCUACUCCAAAAAUCGAAGGCAAAUUCUCGUUAAGAGCUUCCGUCACUGGUAUGAUCCUGAUGGACAACGUGGAGGUGCCUGCAGAGAAUCUACUUCCAAAUACCCAGGGUCUCAAAGGACCGUUCGUUUGUCUGAACAACGCUCGAUACGGAAUCGGGUGGGGAGCUUUGGGUGCUGCCGAAACCUGCUUGAACAUCGUCAGAUCGUAUACUCUGGAAAGGAAGCAAUUUAACAGGCCGCUAGCUGCUAACCAAUUAGUGCAAAAAAAACUGGCUGACAUGAUGUGUGACAUCGCGUUCAGUCUUCAGGCUUGCCUGAGGGUGGGCAGGUUGAAGGACGAGGGCAAAGCGACACCGGAAAUGAUCUCUAUGAUAAAGAAGAAUUCUGCUACGAAGUCCCUGGAAAUCGCGAGAGUUGCCAGAGAGAUGUUAGGUGGCAAUGGAAUAUCGGACGAGUAUCAUGUUAUUAGACAUGUAAUAAAUUUAGAAAGCGUUAUUACCUACGAAGGUACGAGCGAUAUUCAUGCUUUGAUACUUGGCAAAGCUAUUACUGGUAUACAAGCCUUCUCUGCGUGAACAGUGAAUCCAGAACAGUGAAUCAACCAAAAAAAUGUUCAUUCAUUAUAUAAUUACACUCUUUUUAUACAAAUUA